AUGGCUCCUGGUUCAAUUGAUCCCGAGCCUCUGCCUUGGCAGUCAACAGUUGAGCGCAAGAAACAACAACAGCGUGACAUUUUGUCCAAGGCUUUGUUGGAACUUGGGAAGUACAAAGAGUUACAAAAUGUCGAUAUCGACCAGCUUGCCGAUACAACCCAAACUUUAAGCCUUAUAUCUAAAGGGCAGCUGACAUGCAAAACCGUUGUGCAAGGAUUGAUAGAACGGGCGAUCCAAGUUCAUCAACAGACCAAUUGUCUUACAGAAGUUGCUUUCGAAGAUGCUUUGCAACAGGCCGAAGAGCUUGAUGCCUACAUGAUCAGCGAGAAACAGCCAAUAGGACCCCUACAUGGCUUGGUGAUUACUCUCAAGGACCAAUUCAAUAUUAAGGGCUAUGAUAGCACUCUGGGCUACGUUGGACGGUCCUUCAAUCCAGCUACUGACGAUGCCAUACUGGUCAAAAUGCUCAAAUCACUGGGCGCUAUCGUUCUCGCAAAAUCGAACUUGCCUCAAAGCAUUAUGUGGUGCGAGACGGAGAAUCCCCUUUGGGGGUUGACUACCAAUCCCAUGAAUAAAGAUUACACACCAGGUGGCUCUACAGGUGGUGAGGCUGUCCUGCUUUCUUGCGGUGCCUCUAUGCUCGGAUGGGGUACAGAUAUUGGCGGAAGCAUCCGCAUUCCUAGCCACAUGAUGGGCAUAUAUGGAUUGAAGCCGAGUAGCACAAGACUACCUUACCAAGGCGUCCCUGUUUCGACAGAGGGUCAGGAACAUGUUCCAUCUUCAAUUGGUCCAAUGGCACGGGACCUGAGCAUGAUCAAAUAUGCCAUGCACAGCCUAAUCGAGUCAAAGCCAUGGGAUUACGAUGCACGCUGCGCUCCGCUUCCUUGGCGAGGCCACUUAUAUGAAGAAAUGCAUGACCGCCCACUUACUAUCGGUGUUCUGAUGGAUGAUGGUGUUGUUCGUCCACAUCCACCGAUAACGCGAGCAUUGCGAGAUGCAGUUGAAGCUUUGAAGCUUGAGGGUCAUGAGAUUGUGGAGUGGAAUACUGAACUCCACGAGCAGUGUAUAAGAACUAUGGAUAUGUUUUAUACUGCUGAUGGUGGUGAAGAUAUCCGCCAAGAUAUAUCAAGGGCUGGAGAGCCAUUCAUCCCUCACGUCAAACGCCUUGUCAAUCGCGGCAAAGCAAUUUCGGUAUACGAAUAUUGGAAGCUCAACAAGAAGAAAUUGGAUCUCCAGCAAGGUUACCUGGAGAAGUGGAACUCGAUCCAGUCUGCAACUGGCAGAAAGGCUGACGUGCUUCUCAUGCCCGUCAUGCCGCAUGCCGCUGUUCGACACGGUGGAUGCGGCUGGGUUGGCUAUACAAAGGUGUGGAAUGUUCUUGACUAUACCGCGAUGGUUAUACCUGGCGGAACGAUACAGUCGGGGGAUGUUGACACACCGUUCUCGUAUCCUGCUAGAGGACCUGAGGAUGAAUGGAACCAGGGGCUCUGGAACAAGGACAAAGACGAGAUGGCUGCUAUGAAUCUUCCAGUUGGGCUGCAGAUCGUCGGACGGAAACUUGAAGAGGAGAAAGUGCUUGGGGCUGCUGAGGUAAUUGAUCGCGUUGUGAAAAAGCUGCUACAGCCCCGGUAUUCUCAAGCAUCAACAUAG
Messenger RNA from Fusarium oxysporum Fo47, 1650 nucleotides. RefSeq names its product amidase signature domain-containing protein. The transcript is spliced from 7 exons. The record is from RefSeq and is a predicted model, not a curated record. NCBI's taxonomy places the organism in Eukaryota, Fungi, Ascomycota, Sordariomycetes, Hypocreales, Nectriaceae. Bases 1 to 1650 code for a protein of 549 amino acids.